UGAUGUUGAAGGGGGCAAGUAUUCAGUGGACACCGACAUACGGUUUAACCGGCUCCAAAAACUUGUUUAUUCCUCAGAUAAUUGCGUAUUACAGUAAUUGUUCGUCAAAGGAUACAGCAGAAAUGGCGCGAGAUCCUGCAUCCGAGCAGCUCAACGAGUACAAGAAAUCUGUCAAGGGCGAUCCACCGGUUCUAUUGACUGGCAAUGGUGCCCCCAUUGCAGAUAAAACGGCUAGCCUUACGGCUGGCCCAAGGGGCCCCAUGCUCAUCCAAGAUUUCGUUUACCUCGAUGAAAUGUCGCACUUUGAUAGAGAACGAAUUCCCGAGCGAGUCGUUCAUGCUAAAGGAGCGGGUGCCUUUGGUUACUUCGAGGUCACUCAUGAUAUCACUAAAUACACAAAAGCCAAAGUGUUUUCUAAAAUUGGCAAGCGAACACCGAUUGCCGUAAGAUUUUCCACCGUGGGAGGUGAGAGUGGCUCAGCUGAUACCGUCAGAGAUCCGCGUGGAUUUGCUGUCAAGUUCUACACCGAGGAAGGAAUAUGGGACUUGACUGGAAACAAUACUCCCAUAUUUUUCAUCAAAGAUCCACUCAUGUUUCCAAGCUUUAUUCACACCCAAAAGAGGAAUCCAACGACUCAUCUCAAGGAUAUGGACAUGUUCUGGGAUUUUCUGUCUCUCAGACCCGAAAGUACACACCAAGUUAUGAUCUUAUUUUCUGAUCGUGGUAUUCCUGACGGAUAUCGACGCAUGAAUGGCUAUGGUUCCCACACAUUUAAACUUGUUAAUGAUAAAAAUGAAUUCGUGUGGUGCAAAUUCCAUUACAAGACGGAUCAGGGAAUUCAGAAUCUUCUUGCUGAGAAAGCGGGCCAGCUAGCGUCAACAGAUCCAGAUUACGGCAUUCGCGAUCUUUACAAUUCCAUUGCUGAUAAAAAGUACCCCACCUGGACAUUUUAUAUUCAAGUAAUGACGGAGGCUCAAGCGCAAUCGUUCAAGUGGAAUCCUUUUGAUUUAACGAAGAUCUGGCCCCACAAGGACUUCCCACUGAUUCCAGUUGGAAAAUUGGUCCUCGACCGAAAUCCACAAAACUAUUUCCAAGAUGUUGAGCAAUUGGCUUUUGACCCUGCACACAUGGUGCCAGGUAUUGAAGCCAGCCCUGACAAGAUGCUCCAGGGUCGUCUGUUUGCAUAUGGAGACACACACCGACAUCGCCUGGGACCCAAUCAUUUACAAUUGGCUGUCAAUUGUCCUUACAAGCAACUUUCUAUUAUGAAUUAUCAACGAGAUGGCUUGAUGCCGACUCACAAUCAGAAUGGAGCCCCGAAUUACUACCCAAAUAGCUUCAGCGGUCCCGUGGAGUGUCCUGCUGUACGUUCACCACCGAUAAAACUUUCAGCGGAUGCCGUUGCCGAUCGUCAUCAGCCAGUUAAUGAGGAUGACUUUGGACAAGUCACGACAUUCUGGCGGCAAGUAUUGGACGAUGGAGCUAAAACCCGACUGGUUGAUAACAUGGUUAACAGUUUGAUGGGUGCAUCGAACUUUAUCAUCGAACGUGCCGUUCGCAACUUUUCGCAAGUCGACGUUGAUCUCGGAAAAAGAUUAACGGAGGGUCUUAGAAAGAAGGGAAAAAUCAUUAAUGUCUCCGGAAAAUCGGCGAACUUGUAGGAUUAUUAUGUCUCAAUAUGUCUGUUAUGGGUAUUGACGAUAUUCAAUUAUAUUUGCACUUUUUACAUAUCUUAGAUAUUUUUUAUAUGAGGGUUUUUUCAUUCAAUUAAUUCCA
Molecule: messenger RNA, 1776 nt
Organism: Fopius arisanus
Lineage: Eukaryota; Metazoa; Arthropoda; Insecta; Hymenoptera; Braconidae
Gene: Cat
Product: Catalase
Exons: 7
Coding region: 3-1661 (552 amino acids)
Biological process (GO): response to hydrogen peroxide; hydrogen peroxide catabolic process
Cellular component (GO): peroxisome; cytoplasm; mitochondrion
Molecular function (GO): catalase activity; heme binding
Source: RefSeq, a predicted model, not a curated record